GGAGAGGUGGUGCUUGGAGAAGCUGCCGUUCGCUGGGUCCUGAAGAGAAGGUUCCAACAUGUCGCUGGAGGACCCGUUUUUCGUUGUGAAGGGGGAGGUACAGAAGGCCCUGUCCCGGGCGAGGGGGCUGAUGGAGCGCUGGGAGGAGCUGCUGCAGGAGGGGACCCCGGUCAGUCGGGACGAGCUGGACUGGAGCACCAACGAGCUGAGGAACUGCCUGAGAGCCAUCGACUGGGACCUGGAGGACCUGCACGAGACCAUCAGCAUCGUGGAGGCCAACCCCGGAAAGUUCCGCUUGGGGGAGAACGAGCUGCAGGAGCGGAGAGACUUUGUGGAGAGGACGCGACAGUCUGUCCAGGAGAUGAAGGAGCAGCUCUCCAGCCCAACAGCAGUGGCCCAGAGAGAGAAGAAGAGUCGCCAGGCUCUCCUCGGGGCGACAGGACAGGACCGCCACGCUGGACUUGAGCCUCAUCUGGUUUCGGCCAACUCCCGCUACAUCCAGGAGCAGCAGGAGCAGCAGCAGCUGAUCAUGCAGGACCAGGACGAGCAGCUGGAGCUGGUGUCGGGCAGCAUCAGGGUACUGAAGGACAUGUCCGGCCGCAUUGGCGAUGAGCUCGACGAGCAGUCCAUCAUGCUGGGAGAGUUCAGUGAGGAGAUGGAUCAGACUGGUUCACGGAUGGACUCGGUGCUGAAGAAAAUGGAAAAAGUUUCCCUCAUGACCAAUAGUCGGCGCCAGUGGUGUGCGAUUGGAGUCCUGGUGGUGGUCAUGAUCGUUGUUCUGAUCCUGUUCUUUGCACUUUGACCUUCGACCCCCCUGGCCCUUCCACAUGUCCUACUCCUGGUUGCGGUUGAGGAUCAGGAAAAUGAUGGGUGGAUGGAUGGAUGGAUGGAUGGAUGCAGAGGCAGGGAAGAGGGAAAGCCCCCCUCCUCUCCUUCUCUGUAGCACACGGAGGGGACCCUAGACCGGAACAUACACUUUCUCUCUGCUUCGGGAUAGUAUUGCGUAUGACAUCAUUAUUCAGCGUCUGCCACAAGACUCACUCAUAUCAAGCCAGGGCUGAACGUGUUCCAAGUUCAUGGUCAAUGUCACUCUCAUUUGUCAAAUUUCAUUCGUUGUUUUUAUUUUGUUAAACAUGGUACGGAUGGGCGGUUGAAUGUUCACAUUGUGAACUUAACAGUGUGUUAAUAGUUAUUGCCUUAUUCUAUUUUUAUAUAUCUAUGAUCACGGUAUGGUUAAAUAAAGGUUGAUAGCCUGUUGAAUCAUGAAUUAUGAAAGCUAAACAACAGUUUCUAGGCAGAAACUCAAGAGCACAACUACUGUUCUUCAUUUGUAUCACUACUGCCCCCUGGUGGACAUAGUGGCUGUCCCGUGCAUUCGCUCCAUAGCUCCAUCUAAUUCAUUGUUUCGAUCCACGGGCUACCCUUUCACGAACCCUCUAUAGUGGGUGGGAGAAAAGCGUAUGUAAAUGGUUGGAAAUGGGAGGAGCCUAUUCCACCACAGUGCAGUCAGUUUCUACAGUAGGGCAAUUUGCUCCUACAGUGUGGCUGGGCUGGUUGUUCCAGACACCCACUCUACUUUUUUGGAAACAAUAGCUCCAGUAUUGUCCCUGAGUACCACAGCACUGAACUUUGACCUUGUGCCCUUGCUAUUCCACUGUGGGGCCGAGAAACAGCUGUGUGAGAUUGCUGCUGGACAGCUCAUGCCUUAAUAUCAGCUGCCUAGCCUUGUCAUCUCUAAAGUCAAAAAAUAGACUCACAAGAAUAUCUUCACCGUCCUUUGAUAUGCCUUACAGUCCUGUUACCACUCUAGUUGCAGCUGGUUAUAACUUGGCUUUGAAAGACCAGAAAUGAUAAAGAUUGCUUUCAAAAUAGCUUGGCUUGCACAUGUACAUCUUGUAUAUCUGGCCUCAUUCAUUUGAUUUGAUCCCAUUUGGUUGAAGCAGGAGCUGCAGGAAAUAUCACAUCAGUCAGGCUCUGUCUUUUUAUCAUAAUGUUCAGAGAGCCAUAGCAUGCUCUUGUUCUGUUUUGGUGAGGACCUUAUAACUCAGGUUUGGUUCCUGUCUGUCAAGAAAAAAAACCCGAAAGAAGUGUAUUUUAAAAUCUGCAGUUAUACUGGAUUUAAUGGGCUACUCGCCAUUGAAUUUCCAGUACAGUGAAAGGUCAUUUCACUUGUGC
Molecule: messenger RNA, 2175 nt
Organism: Megalops cyprinoides (Indo-Pacific tarpon)
Lineage: Eukaryota; Metazoa; Chordata; Actinopteri; Elopiformes; Megalopidae
Gene: stx10
Product: syntaxin-10
Exons: 8
Coding region: 59-802 (247 amino acids)
Biological process (GO): Golgi vesicle transport
Cellular component (GO): membrane
Source: RefSeq, a predicted model, not a curated record